Molecule: messenger RNA, 5451 nt
Organism: Etheostoma cragini (Arkansas darter)
Lineage: Eukaryota; Metazoa; Chordata; Actinopteri; Perciformes; Percidae
Gene: igsf9a
Product: immunoglobulin superfamily, member 9a
Exons: 21
Coding region: 293-5137 (1614 amino acids)
Biological process (GO): cell-cell adhesion
Molecular function (GO): protein binding
Source: RefSeq, a predicted model, not a curated record
CAGCAAAGUGGCUCGACGCUUCACUGUCACCUGUACGUGAAAUGAACACCUGUUGCCGGGCCGCUUUAAAAAAAAAAGAAAAACGCUCAUAUUUCAGGCAGUUUUUUUGCAACGCCACAAAAGAUCCAGGCCUGGUUUCAGUUAACCCCCCUUGUCCUCUCUGCAGGUCCACACGGAGCCCGCUGACGCACAAGGAACACACGGAGGAUGUGUUUUUAAAAGGAAAUCUCACAGCGGCCGCCAGUAACCGAGCUACAGAUUGAACAUGCUGCAGGUUGAAUGAGUGACAGAUAUGGGGCCAGCAGGAUCAUAUUUGCAGACUUUCACUGUGGUCACGCUUUUUUGCCUAUUUUUGACUAUUGAAGGUGCUAGGCCAGAGGUGCUUGGAAAGGUCGGAGGUGUGGUGGAAUUGGAGUGUAGUUUUCCUCCGUCGGAGCCAGCUGUCGUGUCUUCAGCCUCCCUGCAUGUGGUGGAAUGGGUUCGACAGGGGCUCGACAUCCCUGUCCUGAUCAAAUUUGGAUCGUACUCUCCUCGCCUCCAUCCACAAUAUGAGGGGCGGGUGUCUCUGGUACGAAUCACUGACCUGAGGCUGGACGACCUGCAGCUGGAUGACCAGGGCAUGUACGAGUGUCGAAUCCUCUUACUGGAUGAACCCACGGAUGAGCUGCAAAAUGGCACUUGGACUCAGCUUUCUGUAACUGCCCCACCCACUUUCACACAAGCCCCGCCUCCUGUGAUGGAGGCUCUGGUUGGAAGUCACCUCUCGCUUUCCUGUGUUGCUAAUGGCAACCCUACUCCAACCAUCACCUGGCUAAAAGAUGGCAGUGUAAUUCAAAGAAUAAAUUAUCCGGAAGGAGCCUUGUUUCUGCGAGCAGUGAGCAUGCAGUCAGCAGGACAGUACACCUGCCACGCUUCCAAUUCUGAGGGAAACGUGACUCGCGUAACCAAAGUGAAGAUCAAAGGUCCGCCUGUUAUUGUCGUCCCUCCCGAAAGCACGUCUCUCAACAAGUCCCAGAGUGCACUGCUCCGGUGCCAGGCGGUGGCUGACCCCCCCAACAUGACCUACGUUUGGCAGAAAGGUGGAGAGAACGUCCAUCACAUAGAGUCUCUGAAGUCGCGAGUGAAGAUCAUGGUAGAUGGAACUCUACUCAUCUCCAGUCUAAUCCCUGAGGAUUCUGGGAACUACACCUGCAUGCCGAGCAACGGCCUGCUGACCCCGCCCACCGCCUCUGCCAACCUCACAGUGAUGCACCCAGCCCAGGCUCUUCCAAUGCCCCAGAAAACGUACCUUCCCACAGGUAUGGAGGGUGUGGUCUCCUGCCCGGCCGCAGCUCAGCCUCCACUGCUCCGUGUGGAUUGGACAAAAGAUGGAGAACCACUUGACCUGUCCUUGUAUCCAGGAUGGACGGUGACGCCAGAGGGCUCUUUGUUGAUGACCACAGUCAAUGACGACGCGGCAGGGAUUUAUACGUGUACGCCAUACAACGGCUACGGCACCAUGGGUUCAUCGGAGCCGACGGACGUAAUUCUACAGGACCCCCCAUCACUCGGCAUCGCUCCGGAGACGCAGUACAAACAGGAAGCUGGGAGGACCUUGCUCAUCCCCUGUCAAGGAAACAAGGACCCCACAGUUAAAGUGACCUGGAGCAAGGUUGACUUGGCUCGUCGUACGUCUUACUCCAUAGAAGCCAACGGUUCUCUGCUCCUGCAGCCUCUCACUAAGGACCACCAGGGGGCGUGGGAGUGCAGUGCUACUAACCGCGUGGCCUCGGUGAAAGCCAGCACACAAGUCUUCGUCCUGGGAACCAGUCCCCAUGCGGCAACCUCUCUGUCCGUCUCUCCAGGGGUGAAGCAGGCCAACAUUUCCUGGGAGCCAGGCUUUGAUGGAGGAUCAGCACAGACAUUUUCAGUUUGGGUGAAGAAGAUUUCAGCGAGUGAUAAUGAAGGGAAGCACGACUGGUUCUCUGUGCCCGUGCCCCCGUCCUCGGGCAGCGGGCUGCAGGUGACCGGCCUGUCUCCUGCCACCGACUACCACUUCAGCAUCCUGUCUCAAAAUAAAAUGGGCACAGGACCCUUCAGUGAGAUCGCCACCUCGAGGACCUUGGAUCCUCCGCCGAGGAGAAGUAAGCUGAAGCCCCCUGUGUUGCUGUCAGCUAAUCAGGGCUCAGCAGGUGUCGUUCUGCAAUGGUCCCUUCCUGAAGCUCAGCAGCCUGCCAUCACAGGCUUUGUUCUCCAAUCCCGCACCGAGCAAGGAGAGUGGUUUCAACUGGACGAGGACAUCAGUGCCAACAGUAGCCAGAUAGUUGUUCCCGGUCUGCACAAGGACUGUGUGUACGAGCUGCGGCUGCUAUCUCGUAGUGGGGAGUUGCUGAGCGAGCCCAGUCCAUCAGUCAAUGUCUCCACCAUGGGGAUGGAGAUCUACCCCGCCACAUCCCGACUGCUGGAGCGGGUCCCGGAGCCGUUACUGGCCGGCGUGCUGGGCGGGGUCGGCUUCAUGUGCUUGGCACUGGUCUUGCUGCUGGGGUCCGCCUGUGUCAUCAGCCACAAGAGGGAUCAGCGUCGCAGAAAGAAGGAUGAGCCCCCCUCUGCCAUCUAUAAAUGCUACCCAUCAAUGAAGACUUCAGGCAGUGGCAGUCCAGACAGUGUGUUGAAGAGAAGCCUCCUUCCAGCCAGCCUCCUCUAUCCCACCUCUUCCUCCUUCACCACCACCACCACCUCCUCCUCCUCGCAGACAGACUGCUCCUCCUUUAGCGCUGACAGUCAUCAUCGGCAGAAGCAACUCCAGUCCAACUACAGCAGAGGCCGCCUUACUAGGACAACUUCUACUCCGAUUUCCCCUCCAAUCGAGCUGAUCUCUAGAGGCCCGGAUGGGCGUUUUGCACUCCUACCCUACAGCGACGACGCGCUGAGUGUUCACAGCAAGAGAAGUGGACGGUAUCCCCAAGCUAGGGUGCGAAGGUCUGUGUCUCUGCAUUCAGAGAGGGAAGACAGGAAGCCAGCAUUCGUGCUUUCUGUUGAUCUCCCACCUUGCCGGCCGGCACAGGGUAAUCCUACAAACCGAAUUUGUGGCGUGGCCCAGAGCCUGCCACAUCCCCGCCCUUAUAUCUUUGAUAAGAAGGCAAGCUACGAUGGCUCUCCUCCUCCUCCUCACGUCAGCAGCCUGGGCUCGAACAGUAGUUUGGCCACCAUUUCUCAACAAGACAGCGAAAUACCUCCCAAAUUUCCAGUGCUCCCGCAUAUCCGAUCCGGCCUAGGCCAGCCGUCUGUGACCGCCAGCGCUCUGGUUCUCCAAAUGGAGCACGAGCGCGAGAGGGGAAACCUGAGCCGCUGUCUGAAGCUGGCUCAGGAGAGGGAGGAGAUGGAGAUGGAGCUCCGGAAGUACACACUGGAAAGAGGCUCGGCGAGAGAAACGGAGACGGAGCAUUUCGACUUUGAGAGGAGAGAGGCCGGCGCUAAUGAGCCUGGGUGGGAAUAUAAGAGCAGUACAUUGCCCCACAGAUACACCAAGGGAGGGAAUGAGUGCUUUGGUCGGUCCCAGAGCCCUUUCUCUUCAUCUGAUGUGCAUAGGGAUUUCCGUUCUCUUGUCCAUCCUCUCACUCUAACCCCAGGCCGCACCUGUUUCAGAGCGUCUUCACCAGCGAGUGCGCCUUGUUUUAAGCCUGGAAACCAUUACACUGCUCCAUCCCCCACCAAACACACCCACCUCCUAUCUGAGGAGGCAGGCAGAUUAACUCUCCCACAUCUCUCCUCAAAGCAGCAGAGGCAUGAAACGGUAGAAGCAGUACCAGAGGGCUAUGAUAAUUCACCACAAUCCACAGUUUUAGAAAUGCAAACGAAUGAUUCAUGCUCUGAGGCAUGGAGACAGAACAAUCUUAGUCAUAGCAGCCUUUCAACGUUGUCUUUCCAUAGCAGUAAACAUCCUGAAAGAUCUAAUCUGCACCUGGAUGCGAUGCCAGACUCUUUAGAAGCAGAAGUAGCAUUUCCCGAAUCCGCUGAUGAAGUUGUGUGUGUUGAGAUGAGUGUGGACGAGCCAGAGUUGGAGGUGUGUGUGACGCAGCCUGUGAAGCCCAUGCUUCAACACAGAAUUGCCUCCCAUGUUCAACAUGGGCACUCGCUGGGUCGCAGAGGCCGGCACGAAGACGCAACUAGGAGCACAAGCCUUAACCGCCGCAGUCCAGCAUAUCCCCAAACUCCCGGACCAGAAUCCUGGAGAGCUGGGACCCACAGCUUUAAACUCUGUGACUCUAAGCAGCGAAGCCAGAGCCUUGACUCCCGGAGACGGAAAGAGAGGGGUUUCCUGGCUCCUGAUGCGUGGAUAGACUCUCUCAGCCAAGAGAACUGCUCUGUUGCGUCUUCUUGUCGCCCACACACAAUGUUCUGGGAACCCCAGAGCUCUCCGGUCAGGAGCAUCUCCAUAUCUUCUGCAAAUUCACCUUCUGCUGCCAAAGCUGCCUCGCGGUCAUCUCCUGCUGUGGAUGCUUUAUCUCUAAAAAGCAGCCCAUACAGGCCCAUUCCAAAAGCUGACGUGCCUCACCACUAUGAGCCAAAAAGAGAGGCGUCCAUUGUUCCCAGGGUUGCCAAAUGGCCAGUUGACUACCGGGAGGCGGUGAAAGAGGCAGAGGUUUAUCUGGAGGCCAUGAAGGAAGCUUCCACAUGCUUGCCGCAUGGCAAAGACGAUUACCGAGAGGCACUAGAAUUAGAGGCGGGGGGCUCCGAGGGAGUGCCAGAGUUCGGGAGCAGCUACAGCAGUUAUGCAAGCAGCGGCCGAGGCAGCAUGGAGCCCGCUAACGGACGCCUGUCCCUGUGUCACCUCUCCCCAACCCUCACCACCUCACCCGGGACAGUAGAGGGGAGCCAGGGGAGCACAGAGGACACUCACCAAAUGGAACAAAGCCAAAGGAGAAAGGUUUCAGUUGAUGAGAAUUAUGAGUGGGAUGCUGCUGAUUUCUCCUCACAGCUGGGAAACCAUGACGACCUGCUUCCUUCAUUGAAUCUACUGAAGCCUACUCAAUGCCGUAGCCUUGCCAGAAUGCAGCGCUCCACCAAGGCACAGACACAUUGUGCUCAGCCCUCUUUGCUCCUGGGGCAUCAAAGCAGCUGCUCUGCUGAGCCAGAAGCAGAAUCCGUGCUGUUCUGACAGCGCCAGCCAUCGGCUCAUCUCACCCGUUGUGUCCUGUAACUUAUUGACUUGCAUCACGAGGUGACAUAAAAAUAGGCAUUUUGGAGAAAGUGAGCUUUUCUCUGAUCAAUUCCUGUUUUCAAAGCACAAAAAAAGGACAACGUACUGACUAGCUUUUGAAGGCGGGUUGUUUUCAACAGUACAGAGAUCAGUUAAAGCAGUUGUUUCCAAACGUUUUCACGUCAAGGACCCCUACACUGACAUGCAAAAGAGCAUGGCCCCCUUUAUGAUCCGAUUUUUUUUUCCACCAUUUGAUAGGAUUCUUACUUUUA